AUCCACACACUUAGUCGUUUGUAAAAUCUCUGUAUUAAUUAAAUUAAAAUUCUUCUCGCUGUAAGGUUGCCGAACUUUGUCAGGUUUGCAGCCCUACCAGAAUGUUAAUUUGUUUUUGUCUGGAAACCAAAAGCUGGGAGCCUAAAAGUGCAGAUCCGGGCGAUUUGUUAGCAAUUCAGGCCGAAAAGAUGAUGAUGCCAUGAGAUCAAUGUCGGCGUUCGCGUUCGGUGAGGAUAGAGUCGCGUCUUAGGCUGGUUUGGCGAGCAUGGACGCGGUGCAGAGCAUUGACUACAUCGACGGCAUCACGCUCGAGAUGCUCGUGGACGGCGGCGAUCUGCUGGACGAAGCCAGCACCGUGCUCUACGAGGAGCCGAUGCACUACGAGGAGGACGUCGUUGAGCCGGACGAGGAGGAAAGGGUUGUUUUGACCGACGACGAAGAUGAGGACGAAGACGAGGACGAAGAAGAGGAAAACGACUCACCCACCACAUGCACCUUCAUUGACGAGGUUGAGGACGACGAGGAGGAAUGGGAGGUGGACGAUAACAUCAAUAAAAACCGGAAGGUCCCACUCGACCUGCCUCCGGAGCUGAAGAAGUACCUUGAAAUUGAUCACCUUCAGGUGGUGACCUGUGAUAAGCUAGUAAAUCUUCCAGCCAGCCCGUGUGUCAACUUCAUACUCGAAACCUACUAUAGAGAAUACGCUUCGGAAAUCUUGCAGUGCGAGGACGAGUCUGAGGAAGUUGAGCACCGGACUCUGCGUGAACUGGGUGGAGGCAAAGAAACGCGCAACGUAUCUAAAUCCUUACGACUAAGACGGCAGAGGCAGCGGCGGCUUAGCAGUGAGUCGAGCGCCGACCUCGAGGAGGACAAAGACUUUGAGGAAAUCCUCAGAAACAUGAGAAUUUGCCUUGAGGUGCUGCACAGCAUCCGGUACUACAUCGACUUCACUCUUGGCGAUCACCUGCUGUACCCGUCAGAGAAGCAGCAGCAUCAGUACGUGAUAAACGCGAGCAAGUCCAGUUUGCUCUACGUGAAACAGGAGCCAGUCGAGUCGAUCGAGGAGUACGGCCCCAGCCUCCUGGACAAAAUCACCAUGCUCGAAGAGGACAAGUCUGAGACUGAGGACGACCUGCUGGAGAUUCUCAGCUCGAAUGAUCAAAGCUUCACUAAGCGCUGGAAUGACUUCCUCGGCAACGACGAAACUGACAACAAACCGACUGAUGAAGAUGCAAAGCGCGAGUCGAGCGAAGCUGAGGCGGACUUGCUUGCCGACCUUCCUCCAUUCGUGCGGCGGCGGAAAGAAAUGCUGGCCAAGAUCCAGGAGUGGAAACUAGUCCCGGACGUGGAGGUGGACGAAGACGGCGAAGACUCCACUCCCAACUCGCAAAUCUACGGCGCCGUCCACCUGGCCAGGCUGAUGGUCAAGCUGCCAGAAUUCCUCUACCUCACCAAAUUCCCGAGCGCGGGCCACCUCAAAGCCGUGCAAAGGCACCUCAAUCUCUUCAUCAACUACUUGGCCAAGAAAUCCAGCUGGUUCCAGGAAAACCAAUACCGCAGCAACACUUUCCAUUCGUAG
Messenger RNA from Cloeon dipterum, 1579 nucleotides. Its product is annotated as male-specific lethal 3 homolog. Gene Ontology annotation, cellular component: nucleus; MSL complex; NuA4 histone acetyltransferase complex. Gene Ontology annotation, biological process: regulation of DNA-templated transcription; chromatin organization. Lineage: Eukaryota; Metazoa; Arthropoda; Insecta; Ephemeroptera; Baetidae. The record is from RefSeq and is a predicted model, not a curated record. Bases 266 to 1579 code for a protein of 437 amino acids. The transcript has 3 exons.